AUGAUGAAUUUUAACCUCGAUCUAAAGGAUCCAAGUCCAAUCGUAGAUUCUGUGACAUUAUCUUCAAUCGAUAAGAAAUUAGACAUGAUUUUAAGUCGACUAGACAAAAUCGCUAUAAAUAAUAAUGCUCCAAACCAGAUUCAAGAUGUAAAUGCUGCGCCUAAUGAUGUGUCAGGAAAUCUUAUCGGAUGGUGGAAAUUCAACAAUUCUUUUAACGAUUCAUCAGGCGUUAUCGGAGAUAAUUAUAAACUGUAUGGUGAGCCUAAAAUUGAAGAUUGUUUUCUUGGCAAAUGUGCAGUAUUUAAUGGUGACGAAUCAAUUGAUGUGGAUGUAUCAAAUAAAUCACAAUAUCAGCUUGAUUUAUAUACUGUGUCCAUCUGGUUUCUCGCUGCUGAUGGUGCAAAUGGAUGGCGUACAGCAGUUGGUUCAUGGGAACAUGACGUCGGUCAUUGUUGGAUACAUUUAGGAUUUGAUGACAAGAAUACUAUCCAAAAUCAAACAAUGGUUUCGUCUGGUCAAUGUCAAUUUGAUUGUGAUUCAAAUGUAACAGUUGAGUCAGAUAAAUGGUAUCAUGUUGUAGCAUUGGUAAGUCGAAACUUACAGCAAAUAUGGAUCAAUGGAACGUUGGCUGGUGCAAAAGAUAUGUCAAGUGUGGACUAUGCCGAUGAUAUUCAUCGUGAUCUUCCAUCAAAUUAUACCUGGUCUGAACAGAAAUUGCACACACCAUUACAGUAUAUCCAUAUUGGUUCUAAAAAUGAUGAACAUCAUAAUCCGUGGUGCGGGAAAAUAGCCGAUUUGUCUAUAUGGAACCGUUGGUUAACGCCGGAUGAAAUUCGAGCAAUGUACAAUCAAAAGAUUUCAGUUGAUCAAAUAGCCGCUGGUACACAUAUUCUUACACAAGAAGAUGCAGAAUCUAUGCCACAGCCCGUUAUCGCAGUAAACAGAUCGUCUAAAGGGUUUCAUAUUGCCAGACAAUCCUUCUGGUAUCGGUAA
Molecule: messenger RNA, 993 nt
Organism: Didymodactylos carnosus
Lineage: Eukaryota; Metazoa; Rotifera; Eurotatoria; Philodinida; Philodinidae
Source: the annotation of a GenBank genome assembly